GGGGGGGGGGGAAGAAUCGUGUAAGGGUGGAGGACCAUAGAGUUGGAAAGAAUUUUUUUAACUUGUACUGAUAUGAGUCGUGGGAGCUGGGAACAUGAUUUUAAAAGCACGCCACCACAGGCUGCAAAACAUCAUUGCAUGCACUACAAUAAUGUAAAGAUCUCAUAAUCACGUAUUAUUAUGUAUAUUGGAUGGAUUCUGGUUAUGCACUUGAUAAUAAUUGUUUUAGAUUCUGGAUAUUGACAAUGAUGGUCAAAAUGUACCCUUAAUUACCUUGUACCAAAACAGCAACAGUGACAUUGACUUGUAUAGGAUUAAAAACUAUCAGAAUUGGUAAUGGUUUAGACGACGGUUUAGUUUUGUCCCUGAGCUUGUGUGCAUGUAUUCAACUCCAAGGAAAAAAAAAUCGAUGAACCUUUUGAUGGUAAUCUGUUUCCAGCUCUCUGUGCCAGAGGAUGACGUGUAUCCUGUCUCGUAUUCAGCUUAUGGUUAGAUCUUUUGGGGUUUUCAGAGGCAAUAUCACGUUGAACAAGGGAACUAGCAGGCAUUAGAACAUCUUUGCCAUCACAUGAUCUGUUUUAUUAGAAUUUCUCGCAGAAGACAAGCGGCUUUCUUACCAUUUAAUUUGACAUGGGAACAAGUCCAGUAAUUAAAUCAACUUAUUUGGUUAUAAAUCUUGCAAAGGUCCAGUCUUUCUCAAACAUAUUGGAGGCACCCAAAUCUUGUAUUUUUAUAUAUAAAAUUUGUAUUAAUUAUCACUUCGAAAUACCGUAAAUGAGAUUAAACACACACAGAGUGAUAGAACGAGUGGAUCUACCAUCACUUGGACAAAUCCAUGAGAUGUUACGCGAGGAAAACAUACUUCAGUUAUGUUCGUGGAAUGAGGUUAAACGGUAAACCGGAUGCACUAAAUGACUUCACUGGUUAACAAAAAAGUAGCACCUAAUCCAAGCAAUCAUCGUCUGAGUAAACCAGAAGCUAUAAAAUGCAGGCUUCCAUGAAUGAGUUGCUAGAGCGAGAAUAGAGACUUCAUGGGUAGUAAUUUGAAGAACGCUGUGAUUGCUCUCUUGGUGCCACUUCCUUCAGUUUUCUUCUACCUCUCCCUCCUUCACCAUUAUCAUACCAGCAUCAGUGAGGAUACUGCUCUUUCUCCUUUGUGGGCAUGGUGCGCUUACCACCCUCUUCUUUUGGCCAACAUUCUCUUCUUCUUCAACGUCAAUGUCCUCUUCUGGCUCAUCAGCCACAUCCAAUCCAGCCACUGGAUGAUAGAUCUCUACUGGACUGUGAUACCGAUAUUGCUGGUUUACUACUAUGCAACUUACCCUUUUGCUCAGUAUAACUGGCAGAGGUCAAGAAUUGUGAUAACAUUAACAUGGGUGUGGAGUUUGAGGCUUACGCAUAACUACUUUAGGCGGGAGAAGUGGCAAUGGGGUGCUAGAGAGGACUGGAGGUUCACUAAUAUGCGUGGCCAGUAUGGCAAGCACUGGUGCUGGAUUUCCUUUUUCUGUGUCUAUUUCUCACAGCAGGUUUUUCUGAUCGGAGUAUGUCUGCCGUUUUAUAUCGUUCACUCGCUUGAUAAGCCAUUGAAUAUCUGGGAUUUUGUUGCCGUUGUUGUCUGCAUAUGUGGUGUUGUCAUAGCAUACUUUGCUGAUACUCAACUCCAUGAAUUUGUGAUAAGAAAUAACAAAUUAAAAGAGCUUGGGAAGCCAAUGGUGCCCAACCUUGACAGGGGCUUGUGGUGUUACUCACGGCAUCCUAACUACUUCGGAGAGCAGUUGUGGUGGUGGGGACUGGUUAUUUUUGCAUGGAACCUGGGACAUGGAUGGACCUGUGUCGGUUCUCUCAUAAAUAGUUUUUGCUUAAUAUACGUUACUGUGCUUGUGGAGCAACGGAUGCUGAAACAACAGUACAGAGCUGAAGCAUACAGGUUGUAUCGGAAGACAACUUCAGUGUGGAUCCCCUGGUUCAAAUCAUCUGCCUUUACCAGCGAAGAUAAGAAAUAUUGAUCUGAUUUGCAUUCCACUGAUAAAUUUCAAUUGUUGUGCUUCUCUGAAUUAAUAAUAUAUUCUUGUUCCUCAGAAAUUGCUCAUGUGCUUUGUGUUUAUAUGAAUUAUUUGCUUGUAGCUAAAUAGACCACUUUGUGAAAUUGUAUAAAUUCCCUUUUUAUUUUGUAUGAAGCUUUACUUUGUCUGUUGAA
This is a messenger RNA of Manihot esculenta (cassava), 2197 nucleotides long. RefSeq lists its product as uncharacterized. The transcript is spliced from 4 exons. Gene Ontology annotation, biological process: lipid metabolic process. The coding region runs from base 1032 to 2006 and encodes 324 amino acids. Gene Ontology annotation, molecular function: oxidoreductase activity, acting on the CH-CH group of donors. Gene Ontology annotation, cellular component: membrane. The record is from RefSeq and is a predicted model, not a curated record. Lineage: Eukaryota; Viridiplantae; Streptophyta; Magnoliopsida; Malpighiales; Euphorbiaceae.